AUGUCUCAGUUUGAACAAAUAUUAGAAAACAAUAACCUUCACCACAUUUUACCUACCUUAAAUAAAUUAGGAAUACAUUCAUUCGUAAGUUUAAUUAAUUAUACUUCCUCAGAUCUAAAAGAUCUAGGCGUAGACGACCUAGCAGAUAGAAUAAAAUUACUUAAACUUAUUAAGGAAAAUAAUAUAACUAAUAUUUUUAGUGAUGAUAAGAUUAUUGUGUGUGUUCGUAAAAGACCUAUAGACGAUGAAGAGGAUGAUGCUGUUGAUGUAGAUGAUAAUAAUAUUAUUGUUAACGAACCGAAAUUAAAAGUCGAUUUACAGUCUUACACUGAGAAACAUUUUUUUACAUUUGACAAGGUUUUUGAGAAGUUUAAUACCAACGAUCAAGUCUAUGCACGAGCACUAAAUCCCAUUGUUAAACAUGUAAUAGAAGGUGGAUGUGGAUCAAUAAUAGCUUAUGGUCAGACAGGGACAGGUAAAACUUACACUAUGAUGGAAGAAAAAUCAGGAAUAAUAUAUCAGGCCUUAUCUGAAAUUUCGCAUCAUAAACCGAUCGGCGUGAUAACAUUUUGUGAAAUUUAUAUGGGAAAUAUUUACGAUUUAAUUAAUAAAAGAGAAAAAAUUAUUUUAAGAGAAGUCGGUGGUACAGUUCAUCUAACAAAUAGUACAUCUUUGGAAUUUAAAUCUUUUGACGACAUCUGUAAAAUUAUUAAUAGAGGAUUAAACUUUAGACGUACAGGCAUAACUGGUGCAAAUUCAAAAUCUUCGCGAUCUCAUGCAGUUUUAAUCGUUACUUUUGACAGACGAAAAUCGAAUGCUUUGAAUGGUUUAAAUUCGCUCAUUUUUGUAGAUUUAGCAGGAAGUGAACGUGGAACAGAUAGAAAAUCUAGUUCUAAUGAAACUAAAAAUGAAGGUGCUGAAAUAAAUAAAAGUUUAUUAGCUCUUAAGGAAUGUAUAAGAGGUAUAGAACAAGACAAAAAACAUUUGCCAUUUAGACAAAGUAAACUUACACAAAUUUUAAAAAAUUCUUUUAUAGGAGAAUCUAAAACGUGUAUAAUAGCCACAAUAAGUCCCACUUAUGAUAACAUAGAGCAUACGCUUAAUACACUGAGAUAUGCAUCACGCAUUAAAGAUUUUAAAAAUCCAACUCCGCGAUCUAUUCACAAAGAACCUUCUAAUAUGUCUAUUAUUAAUGAUUUUUCCCCUAGUAAUUCUGAUAUGAUUUCUAGCAGUUCAUUGUUGUUUAGUCCGAAGUUUAAUCUUUCUAAUGACACGAUUUUACAUGAGCAUUCUUUUAGUGAAAGAAAAAAAGUGAACUAA
Messenger RNA from Vairimorpha ceranae, 1320 nucleotides. Its product is annotated as kinesin-related protein. The transcript has a single exon. Gene Ontology annotation, molecular function: microtubule binding; ATP binding; microtubule motor activity. NCBI's taxonomy places the organism in Eukaryota, Fungi, Microsporidia, Nosematidae. The coding region runs from base 1 to 1320 and encodes 439 amino acids. Gene Ontology annotation, biological process: microtubule-based movement. The record is from RefSeq and is a predicted model, not a curated record.